CGCACCGAUCUGAUGCAAGUGGAAUGAAUUGAGGAGCUAGCGGUUCUGUAACACUACACGUCAGAAUAAACGAUGGAAGGCUGUCAGGAAGACGGCUCGCCUGAUCUGACCCCCAUGGGACUGUAUGAGAAGCUGAACGCCCAGGGAGACAAAGUUCGAACCCUGAAGUCACAGAAGGCUGCUAAGGCCGACGUUGACGCUGCCGUGCAGUUGCUGCUGAAGCUGAAAGUCGACUAUAAAAAAGUCACCGGUCAAGAUUACAAGGCUGGUUGCCCAUUGACCGAUGUCAUCGUCACGAGCGAUAACGGGCCAGCUGUGGAGGAUGGAGAUGACCAAGUGGACCCCUGGAACGUGUCCACUACGAGUGCCAAAGGAGUGGACUAUAACAAGCUCAUCGAGCGAUUCGGGAGCAGUAAGAUUGAGCAGGAGCUGAUCGACAGAAUAGGUAGAGUGACUGGCCAGACGCCUCACCGCUUCCUCCGCCGUGGAGUCUUCUUCUCACACAGAGAUAUGCAUCAGGUCCUGGAUGCCUACGAGAACAAGAAGUCCUUUUUUCUCUAUACGGGUCGAGGACCUUCAUCGGAAGCCAUGCACGUGGGUCAUCUCAUCCCCUUCAUCUUCACCAAGUGGCUCCAGGACGUGUUCGACGUGCCGCUGGUCAUUCAGCUGACCGACGAUGAGAAGUACCUGUGGAAGGACCUGACGCAGGAGCAGUGUUACCGCUUCACCGUGGAGAACGCCAAAGACAUCAUCGCCUGUGGAUUCGACGUCAACAAGACGUUUAUCUUCUCAGAUCUGGACUAUAUGGGCACGAGUCCGUCUUUCUAUCGGAACGUCCUGAAGGUCCAGAAGCACGUGACGUUUAACCAAGUGAAGGGCAUCUUCGGAUUCACAGACAGCGACUGCAUCGGAAAGAUCAGCUUCCCUGCGGUCCAGGCGGCUCCGUCCUUCAGCGGCUCCUUCCCUCAGAUCUUCAACGACAGGAAAGAUCUGCAGUGUCUCAUCCCCUGUGCAAUCGACCAGGACCCGUAUUUCCGCAUGACGCGAGACGUGGCUCCCCGGAUAGGCUACCCCAAACCCGCCCUGCUGCACUCCACCUUCUUCCCCGCGCUACAGGGAGCUCAGACCAAGAUGAGCGCCAGUGAUGCCAAUUCUUCCAUCUUCCUAACCGACACGCCCAAACAGACCAAGAACAAGGUAAACAAGCACGCGUUCUCCGGAGGGCGAGACACCAUCGAGGAGCACAGGAAGCACGGCGGCAACCCGGACGUGGACGUGUCCUUCAUGUACCUGACGUUCUUCCUGGAGGACGACGAGCAGCUGGAGAAGAUCCGACAGGAUUACACCAGCGGGGCGCUGCUGACGGGCGAGCUGAAGAGACUCCUGGUCGAGACCCUGCAGCCGAUGAUCGCCGCUCACCAGGAGAGACGCAGACAGAUCACGGACGAGACGGUGGCGCAGUUCAUGACUCCGAGGAAGCUGGCCUUCGAUUUCUAGACUGAAGGAAGCGAGGAGGGGUCAUGUGAUCAUUCCGUGUAGGGCGGUGCACAAACGGCAAGCACCGCGACGAUGUACAGCAUGAGGUUGUGUUGAAUAAAGAUGAAUUUAUCACAGAA
This is a messenger RNA of Trichomycterus rosablanca, 1616 nucleotides long. It is a transcript of the gene wars1, whose product is annotated as tryptophan--tRNA ligase, cytoplasmic. Gene Ontology annotation, cellular component: cytoplasm. Gene Ontology annotation, molecular function: tryptophan-tRNA ligase activity; ATP binding. NCBI's taxonomy places the organism in Eukaryota, Metazoa, Chordata, Actinopteri, Siluriformes, Trichomycteridae. Gene Ontology annotation, biological process: tryptophanyl-tRNA aminoacylation. The transcript is spliced from 11 exons. Bases 73 to 1497 code for a protein of 474 amino acids. The record is from RefSeq and is a predicted model, not a curated record.